This is a messenger RNA of Staurois parvus, 418 nucleotides long. The record is from the annotation of a GenBank genome assembly. Lineage: Eukaryota; Metazoa; Chordata; Amphibia; Anura; Ranidae.
CUCAUUGCUGAGGGAAGAGUUAGAAAGCUUAUCAUCCAUGGCUGCACACUUGAUGAUGCAAGAACAUACAUACACAUGUGAUGCCAAGGAUUUCAAGACAUCUGCAUUCUUGAAUGUGGAACCUCCAUUUGUGGAAUUUAGCAAACCUCUUACUGACCUUGAAGUUAAGGAGAAAGAAACUGCGCGGUUUGAAUGUGAAAUUUCACGUGAAAGUGCCAAGGUCCGCUGGUUCAAAGAUGGAGUUGAAAUUCGAAAGGGCAAAAAAUAUGAUAUUAUCUCUAAAGGAGUCACACGGACCUUAGUGGUGAACAAAUGUGUGUUUGAUGAUGAAGCAGAAUAUACCUGUGAAUCGAAAAUGGCCAGGACCUCAGGAUUACUUACAGUCAUUGAGGAAGAAGCUAUUUUCACCAAAAAUCUA